CGUGACGUCAGUUCCGGCCGAGCGGCUCGAGACGAGGGCGCUGAGCUCGAGCAAAAACAAGAGGCGGAAAAAUAAAAUAACCCUCGAUGCAAACCAGCGGCUUUGGACGUUUUAAAAGGAAACAAAAAAUCUGCGGCAAAUCGGAUCACUUUAGUAGCUAGCGGUAUUUUUUUUUCCCGGCUUUAAAAAAAAUUGUGCGGCGGAUCCUGUAAAAGCCAGAGAAAAAAAAUGUCGGCACAGGCCCAAAUGCGAGCUAUGCUCGACCAGCUCAUGGGGACGUCCAGGGACGGUUCAGUGUAUCUUUGCCUGCCUACUUCAAUCUGCAAGGGAGUUACAGAAACACCCCGCGUUCAUCGAGCCGAGAUGCCAGUCGGCAGCGAAUCAGAUUUACUGACGAUCGGGUCUGCAAGAGUCACCUCCUGAGCUGCUGUCCACAUGAUAUACUUUCCGGAACGAGAAUGGACCUUGGAGAGUGCACAAAAGUUCAUGACCUUGCACUGAGAGCAGACUAUGAAAUUGCCUCCAAAUUAAAGGACCACUUUUUUGAAAUGGAUGCCAUGGAUCACCUACAAUCAUUCAUCACAGACUGUGACAGAAGAACAGAAAUUGCAAAAAAACGUUUGGCAGAAACCCAAGAAGAAAUAAGUGCAGAGGUGGCAGCAAAGGCUGAGCGAGUUCAUGAACUUAAUGAGGAAAUUGGGAAGCUGCUUGCCAAAGCAGAACAGUUGGGAGCAGAAGGAAAUGUUGAAGAAUCCCAAAAGGUCAUGGAGGAAGUUGAGAAGGCGCGAGCUAAGAAGAGGGAAGCUGAGGGGGACACCAUUGCUUCUCCUUCCUCCAGUGCAUUCUGGGAGGUUUAUCGGAAUUCCAUGCCAGCCUCCAGCUUCCAGCAGCAGAAGCUGCGAGUCUGUGAGGUGUGCUCGGCAUACUUGGGUCUUCAUGAUAAUGAUCGACGCCUUGCAGACCACUUUGGUGGCAAACUUCACCUGGGAUUCAUUGAAAUUAGAGAGAAACUGGAAGAAUUACAGAAACUUGUUGCUGAGAAACAGGAGAAAAGAACUCAAGAGCGUCUGAAACGAAGAGAGGAGAGAGAAAAGGAGGAAAGAAUGAAAAGAAGGACCAGAUCUCGCAGCAGGGAUCGUAAAAGAUCAAGAUCAAGGGAACGCCGUCGACAUCGAUCCAGGUCUGCAUCCCAUGACCGACGCAAACGUUCCCGCUCUAGAUCAAGGGACCGGCGUCGCCGACACAAGUCUCGAUCUGGAAGCAGAAGCAGAAGCCGCAGUCACCACCGCAGCAGGCAUAGCUCAAGAGACAGAGAGCGAGAGAGAGACCGGAGCAGAGAGAAAAGCUCCAAAAGAAAGUCACGAGACCGAGACAGAUCCAGAGAUCGAGACAGAGAAAAAUCAAGGGAGAAGGAUCGCAGGGAGAAAAAGCGUUCCUAUGAGAGUGCUAAUGGAAAAUCAGAACACAGCUCUGAGGAACGAGAAGCAGGAGAAAUCUAACGGACAAAACAUUUUUGGAACUGGGGCAGAAGAUGUCUUUCUGAUUGUUUAACUCAACUAGGGGAGCUCUUGUUUUGUUUUUGGACUUAGAAAAAAAAUUCCAGCAGCUAGGUGACUGAUAACUUAAAAAAAAAUUAGAUAGUUGAAAAUGUUCAAGAUGUUUUGUCAGUUUAACCAACUGGUUUUGAAGGCAGCAGCUGGAGGUGCCUAGAAUGUACUGUGUGUGCAUGUACCAGUGCUGUAAUGCCACAGACAUUAGGGUUUCUCCUUCCAUUGGCACAAGGUUGCUGUUUAGUUUUGAAUAAUCAAAUAAUUUGUUUUGCAUUUUUUACAAGUGUGGAUCCGAAACCCAUGAUAUUUUCUUUUCUGAAGCCUAAAUAAAAAGAAGUGGACCCGGUAGCUUGGGGAGUUACUGCUUUGUCACCAAGCAGUUUCUUAUUUGCUUGUUACUGUUGGUUGUGCUGGCUUGCGGUCUUUGAUCCUUGUACCUGUGAUAGUUUUUACUUCAGAAAUUUCCCAAAAAUCAUAAUGUUUGUCCGUGUCAAAGUUUCAUUGUUUUUGACAGUGGCAGUGACAUUGACUUGCAACUUUUUAGCAAAAUCUUUCGGAAUUUCUUGCAUUUAGAUCAGAGAGACAGUCCAAAAGUAACCUAGGUGUUUCUCACCAAAAAAAGUUUCUCUUCUCACACCCAGAAGGAACUCUCCUGUCUCCCUCUGCAUCUUCUUUCCAUAAAGUUGGUGUGUUUGUUAAAUAUUAGUCUGACAGAACCUUGAUUGUUGUAUUCAGUUACAGCCAGAGAAGCCCCCUUGGUUUGGUUGGAGAGAAAAAAAGUUUUAUUUUUAAUUAACUUAUAUGGUGGAACAAAUUUGCUACCCAUUUGUUAAAUCACCAAAUAGGAUUCAUGAGGAAAAAUGCGACUGCUUCAAAUAAACUUGCCCCUUCCUUCACCUUCAUUUCACCACCUCUGCCUUUCCAUUUAUAAACAAAAUACAAAUUUGAUUUGGAAGAAUUUUGCCCAAGUAUAGAUCUGAUUGUGCACCAAGACAUUUUUGUAAACUAGAAUCCUAAAUUGCCAAGUUUUUGGCGAUUUUGUCUGUAUCUGUACCUUUUAGUAUAAUUAAAGGGGCUUGGUUUUAUUCUUGCAGUUGCUGUGGAAGCUCAGAUUGAAAGGGUCCAAAACUGGAGUUAAUGUGGCUUCAGUAGCUAUUUAGGACUGUGUCCAGAAACACCAUCAAGAAAAGACUUUACUGGCUUUGUGUGCAUGUAAUCCCAAAAAAAAACUUCAGCAUGUCUUCAGCACACCUCUGGAAUACGAUACACAUCCCUGUUAUUUUUGAGUUUUACUCAUGAACUUUUUAUUUUUUGACAGUGAAAUCAUGCCCGUAAAUAAUGUUUAGUGCUCAUUAUUCACACAAAAAUGAUUCAUUGUUUACCCAAGGAACAGAAAACAAUUUUCCGCACAUUAAAAACAAUUAAUGGGUAUUGUUUUGUAGGAGUUGAGAAUCCUGGGAUUUUUACAUGCUUGUGCAUACAUGGCAUACUCCAGGCAGCUUUAAGGUGUUGUCUGUGGCAGGCACCAGGGUGUCACAGAUCUAAAAUAUACCAAUGUAUUCCAUGAUGAUUAUAUCGCUCAUUUUUGUUUGUCAAUUGUGGUCAUCCCACAAUUACUGUGAUUUUUUUUUUAAGUGGUCAGCUUUACUUUGAAAAACUGACUUCUGUUCUGUAAGAAUAGUCCAGUGUGAUGUUCCUUAGUAUCCUUAGCAGCAUUAUUUUUCUGCAUUAGGUACUUUGGUUACUAGCUGUUACACUGCUUGCCCCAUCACUUACUAAGUCCUCAAUGGUCAUUUGGUCAGAGAUUUCUGAGUCUACAAGUUAAGACCCAAAUAACAAGGUUUUAUUUUAUUCCCCUUUAAUCACUUUUCCUUACAUGAUUUCUUGUCUAUACUUUAUAUUGUUAAUUGAAAACAAUUGAAAUAAAUUUUCUGAAAACCAUUUAAUAAGAUUUUCAAACAAUUUAAGUUUUCCUGUGUUGUAUCAAAUUGUGAUGAAUACUUGUUUGCUACUUUGCAAUUAAAACAAACUGAUAUUGUC
This is a messenger RNA of Rhincodon typus (whale shark), 3590 nucleotides long. RefSeq names its product LUC7-like (S. cerevisiae) (gene luc7l). The transcript has 12 exons. NCBI's taxonomy places the organism in Eukaryota, Metazoa, Chordata, Chondrichthyes, Orectolobiformes, Rhincodontidae. Gene Ontology annotation, biological process: mRNA splice site recognition. Gene Ontology annotation, molecular function: mRNA binding. Bases 459 to 1499 code for a protein of 346 amino acids. The record is from RefSeq and is a predicted model, not a curated record. Gene Ontology annotation, cellular component: U2-type prespliceosome; U1 snRNP.